Molecule: messenger RNA, 1330 nt
Organism: Cicer arietinum (chickpea)
Lineage: Eukaryota; Viridiplantae; Streptophyta; Magnoliopsida; Fabales; Fabaceae
Product: protein LIKE COV 2
Cellular component (GO): Golgi apparatus
Source: RefSeq, a predicted model, not a curated record
CAUUAAGGAAAGGAUAGAGAAAGAUAGUCAAAGGCCACGUUAGCUGCAGUGGGUUGGUUGAGGGUGGAUUAAUGACUGCGAAUUAUCAGGUGAAGUAAGGUGAGGGGGAAGAGUGAGCAAGUGUUGCUUAGUAUUCAAGACAAAAUAAUAACUUAGGGAUUAGAAAGGAACCCAAAUUCAACUUCUAAGAUCUGCAAAUUUAUUUGAUUUCAUGGUAUUAAUUAAUUAACAUCAUUAGAAACUGAAGUGUGAAGAAGAAGAAUAUGGCCGAAGAAAAAGAAUCAACGUCAAUUCCUCUGAGUCAAGCUGACAAUGCCUCUUGCGAAGAUCCCGAAGAUCCAGCCAAGUCUCCACCAUCCUCUCCCAACUCUUCCACUCGCAGGGCUUGCUGCUUUGUUCUUCAGAGUUGGGUCUCAAAGAAAUUUAUGACCGGAUGUGUAGUUCUAUUCCCAGUUGCAAUUACCUUUUUUAUUACAUGGUGGUUUGUUCAGUUUGUUGAUGGUUUCUUUAGUCCACUAUAUUCCAGUUUUGGCAUUGAAAUAUUUGGGCUGGGUUUUAUUACAUCGUUGGCUUUUGUAUUUGUUAUUGGUGUUUUUGUUUCGUCAUGGAUGGGUGCCACUGUCUUCUGGAUUGGAGAAUGGCUAAUAAAGCAAAUGCCCCUUGUUAGACAUAUAUACUCUGCAUCCAAGCAGAUUAGUGCCGCAAUUUCUCCAGAUCAAAAUACCACUGCCUUUAAAGAGGUAGCAAUUAUCUGUCAUCCCCGUGUUGGUGAAUAUGCUUUUGGCUUCAUUACAUCAACUGUUACUCUACAGAAAGAAAAUGAAGAUGAAGAGCUCUGCAGUGUUUUUGUCCCUACAAACCAUCUGUAUAUUGGUGAUAUAUUUUUGGUUAACUCCAAAGAUAUUAUAAGACCAAAUCUUUCCAUUCGAGAAGGCAUAGAAAUUAUUGUUUCUGGGGGAAUGACAAUGCCACAGUUGAUAUCUCCGGUGGAAAGAGCUGCUCGACCGAAUGAGAGAAUAUCUUUGAACAGAAUUGGUUAAAGGAAAGAACCUGCGGCUUAAGAUAUGACUUACCAUGCAUGGUUCAUGUGGUGUGAUUAGAUUGUAUUCUGAAUCUCCUAGUGCUAGAAUUUGUAUACGAAAAAAGUUAUUUAAUUUUUACAGUUUAUAUCAAAGUUCAUAGAGAGCAAAAUACAAUGUAGUUAUUACAAUAUUUGUGUCCUUUUCUUUUAGCUAUACUCUUUGCCAGCCUCCAUUCAUCCUCGGAGUUUGACACGGACUAAUUAGAAAUUACAUGUUUAAGUGGCCAAUAGGCAUUGCUUUUUGUCAUU